CAGCAGUUGAUGCAUUCACUUGCAAGCACACGUGUCAGUCACACAGAGUGUUAUACAUAUACACGUACGCACAUCAAGGGGAGGAGCGCCAGGCAGGCAGCACACCGCAGUGGACACAACGCAAUGCACCUCAUGCACACAAAAGCAUGGCAUGAUCAUGAUGCCGACCACCAACACACGUACACAAUCGCGAGAGAGAAGGUAGGAAGAUACAUAGAUAGGCAGAAAGGUAUAGUGAGGCCACGCGCGAAUCCAUCCACUGGACACACGCAAACCACAGCACUCUCCGCUCCCCCUCUCUCUCGCGUCCACUGCUCUGAGCACAGACCACUCACCGAUGGAGCCGUCAAUCGGGACGGCCUCACUCACAGCCCACCCCACCUGCCAUUCCCAUCCGUCCACCUACCCACCCAGUGGUCAGUCACAUCAAUCGUGGGGCAUCCGACGCUCCGCUCCCCGGGCGUGGCGUGAAAAAACCCAUGACCGCCGACAGAACAGAACAGGUGGCUCGAUAAUGAGUAGGUAGGUGGAUGGAUGACGGACGCUGUCUGCCUGUCUGCCUACCUGCCUUGGUGCCUUGGUGGAGUGAGUGAGAGCUCUCAUGCCAUGCGUGUGUGCUGAAAACUCCUGUCUGUCGGCCACCGUCAUGGUUGCUGCCUGGCCUCCCUCCCUUGGUCAUAAACUCACCAAAGAAAGGGUCAUACAAGUGCAUGCACGCACCACAUUAGACAACACAACACUCCCUACGCAAUCAAUACCAACUCUCCCCGGGACACACACGCGCCAAAACGGCACAGAUGCACCCUCACUCAGAGAGGGGGUUACGGAGAGAUCAGUCUCGACGUAUGCAAGGGAGUCUUGUGUGUGUCCCGUCUGCCUCGUGUGUCUCUCGUCGUGAGUUGGUCGUGUUAGUUGUUGCCCCACUGGCUGCCUUGUCCGCCGCUUUGCUGGCCCUGCUGCUGGGAGUAGUACUGCUGGUGGCUCUGCUGCGGCUGUUGGUAGCUGCCGGCGCCCGAUGGCUGGCCGCCCUGGGCCUGAGAUGAGAGAGGCACACACCACACACGCACCCACAACAGCCAUCCAUCGUCGGCCGCACUCGUGUUCACACACAUACACAAUAAGCGCACCUACCUGUCCAUAGCCCUGCAUGCCCUGCAUGUAGCCAGAUCCGUAGCCGCCGCCAGAGGAUGUCAGGCUGCCCAUGCCCCUCUGGCCGUACAUCUGGCCGGCCGCCUGCUGACCGCCGGCCAUGCCGCCCAUGGCGGCACCGUAACCGCCGAAACCAGAUCCAGCACGACCAUAGUCAGGUUGCCUGAAUUGUCGAUAUAUCACAGCAGAGAGCGGACAGAGAGAGACGCGUGUGGUGUGGGACUGACUGGAUCGUUCGCCAGCCAGCCUGCUUGCCUGACUAUCCAUCAGAUCUGUCUUACCCAGUGGCUUGUGCGGUGCGUUGCUGCUGCUGCUGCUGAGCGGCCGACAUCUGCUGGUGGCCGCCUGCAGCCCCCUGCUGCAUGCCCAUCUGGCUGGCGGAGAGGCCGCUGCCCUGCUGGGAGUAGCCGUACAUGGUGCCCUGCUGACUGUAGUACCCUGACGACGCACACACACACACACACAUACAUACAUCCAAAAAUGAAGAGUGAGUAGAGCGAGUAUCGAGUGUCGGUCGGAAUGUUGUUCGUCACACUCACCGCUUUGGCUGCCCUGAGCCCCAGCGCGUGCCUGGCCACGGCCGGCGCCCAUCAUGGCCUGGGGGUUGCUCUGGAUGUGGGACAAGCCGCCUGCACAAAUCACAGCGCAAGACAACACAACACAACACAUCACAUCAUGAGCAUUCUUUUCAUCUGCCAUCCUUCCUUCCUCCUUAUUUAUCUAUCUCACCGCCGGUGGUCUGCUGGGUCGAGCCGGUUUGCUGGGAUGGCUGUGCAGUCCCUGCCUGGCCCUGCUGCUGCUGGGACUGCGCCUGCUGCUGCUGGCCGUAAGGGUGCGUAUAGGACGAGCUCGCCUGCUGCCCAAUCGCGCCGCCCUGCAUGCCCAUCUGGCGCGAGUACGCGUCACCGCCCAUACCCUACACACACAACACACGACACACAGACAUGCGCAGCGCACAUUAGAUAGAUGCAUUUGGUGGUGAACCGAUGAUGUGAGGGUACCGUACCUGCUGUUGGUCUCUCUGCGACUGCUGGAACUGCUGCUGCAUCAUGUGCUGUGGGUAGGCGGAGGCCUGCUGGGCCUGUGGGUGCGGCUGCUGGUAGGACUGCUGCAUAGCGGCGGCAUGGGCCAGGUCCUGCGUGCCCUGGGGGCUUGAUGCAGGGUUGACAACCGCACUCGACGACGUGGCACCUGGAGACAUACAUGGACACGAACGAUGAUCGAGUUGAGUUGAGUUGCUCUCUUGCCGUGUCUCCCUCCAUGGUCUGUGCAUACCAGCAGUGGAUGGCUGGGCGCCGCCCAUAUGCUGCCCAUACAUGUGCUGCUGCAUGAGGAGCUGUUGUUGCUGCUGCUGGUACUGGCUCGUCUGGUCGGCGUAGUCAGCACCAGUGGUCUCACCACCACCACCAUACACACCUGCGCGCACACGUACAAGACACUCAUCUCAUGAGUGUGCUGCUACCAUGCAAUGUGUCGAAUUCAUCAGGUACCUGGGUGCUGGGCGUAUCCAGCCCACUGCUGCCGCUGCUGGCUCUGCGCACUGGUGACCGCACCGCUCGUCGACGCACCAACGCCCUGAGACGAAGCUGCAUAGCACAGCGCACACCGAGACACGACCAGACCGAUGGACAGAGCAGGUCGGUGAGUGGCUUUGGCGCGUGUUGUGUUGUAUUGUGUGGGCCGACCUUGUGGCGCAUUCGGCAGCAUGCCCGGUGGCCCCGCAGCCGCCGCCAUCUGCUGCUGCCCCGGCUGCUGGACGGGCGUCUGCUGGGCAGUCUGCUUGGACACGUCGUAGCCCGGCUGCUGUUGCUGCUGUUGCUGUUGCUGCUGUUGGUGCUGCAGUUGUUGUUGUUGGUGCUGCGCCAGUGCCUGGGCGUACUGCAUCUGCUGCUGCGGCGUCAUGUUGGCCAUGUUCAUAUACAUGCUCGGGUUGAUCAUGCCCUGAAUGAAAUCGAUCCCACAUUUGGGAGGGAGAGAGGCAUCCCAUCCACACCACACACGCACCUCCUCACUCACCUGGUUGCCCAUCAUGUAGGCCUGGAGCUGCUGGGGAUUGUAGCCCGCAACACCCUGGGGAUACCCUGUGGCCGCCGUCGGGUACAUGCCGCCCACACCGUACGCAGCCGCAGUUGACGCUUGAGCCGCCGCCUGAACAACACAACACACAUAGCACUUGUGUGGACAGACUGUGUUGACCACAGCCGAUAGAAACGCCCUCCCCGUCGUGGCUGACGUACCUGUGACUGUCCUGGGUAGACGGGCUGCUGCUGCUGAGCCACCGGGGCCUUCUGCUGAGCCGCCAACCUGAUGGAUGGAUGGAUGGAUCAAUGCACAGCUGGCGUGACUUGUGUGAGUGUCUUACGCUGCCGCCUGUUGCUGCUGCUGUGCCGUCUGUGCCUGUCCUGUCACCUGGUCCUUGGCUGCCUGAGCGCCAGGCGCAACCGCACUGGCCGCAGCAGCGUUCAAACCUGAACCAACAAAGAAGAACCACACAUGCAUUGCAUUGCAGGUGAGGGCAGGACACUGAUGCAUUCAUUCGUUCAUUCCACCAACCACCCCACCCACCGGCAAAGGCAGUGGUGCUCCCACCGGCUUGACCACCCCCCACGGCCUGCUGCUGGACACCCGUGCCAUACGAACCCGGAAAGGCUCCAUAGCCCGGCUGCGGCAGACCCGCCUGGGCGGCCGGACGCUGCUGCUGGACCUGCUGCUGCGCCUGCUGCUGGGCCUGUUGCUGGGCUGCUGUCUGUUGCUGAGCCGCCGCCGUGGCCUGGGGGGCUUGGGGGAACCACUGGCUGCCCUGAGCCACCUGCUGCUGGGCCUGGGCCUGGGCCUGCUGCUGCUGGUGCUGUUGUGACUGGGGAGUGGGCUGGGCGACAGUAGGGUACGCAGCGGGCUUGGGCGGCUGUUGCUGCUGCUGCUGCAUGUAGGCGGCGUAGGGGCCAUAGCCCACCUGCCCUCCAGCAGCGGCAGCCGUGGCCGUCCCGACCUGGGCAGCCGCAGUGGCCGCACCGGGUGCCUUGUCGUCCUUGGCGGCCUGGGGAGUCUGCACCUGCUGCUGAGUCGCCGUCUGCUGAGGCUGCGGCGUAGUGGCCUGCGCCUGUGCGGCUGCUGGCGGGGCGCCGGCGAACUUGGGCACUUGGCUGGGUGCGGGCGGAGUGGGGCCGACAGCAGGGGCAGCCUCGGGCUUGGCCGACGGAGAUGGCAGCUGCAUACCAGGGGGGCCACCUAGACGAACGAACGAAGAGGGAGCGAUGGAAUAUGCGCACAGGAAGCAAAUAAUUGUGCCGGGUGAGGUGAGAGGUGGCGCUUCGCCUACCGUAUGGUUUCGGCUGCUGCUGCUGCUGCUGCUGCGAUGCCUGUGAUGUCUGUGAGGUCUGGGUGACGGCCUCAACGCGAUUGCCACCCUGCGACAACACAGCACAUGCACCACAGACGACAGUCUGGUGACACGAACAUCGUUGCUUGACGGGUCUUGGUUUCUGACCACUGGCGGCACAGCAGCAGGAGGAGGCGCCUGGGGAGCAGCCACCGGCCCCUGCACAGGUGCGUCCGCAACAGGCUUGCUCUCCGCCUCCUUGGGCCCCCCCUUCCCCCCGAAGUCGCCGAAGAAGAGUUGUGGCUUGGUGAUGGUGCCGAACUGCAGACCGCCAGAAGGACCGCUCGCACCGGCAGAUCCGCCAGGCAACACCACAGAAGGCUGCAGCCAGCCAAACCCAUACAACAAGGGAAGAGAGGGACAGGUGAAAUGUGGGUGGGGUUUGAAUGAAGAGUGGAUGGAUGUUGACUUGACCUUGGCUUACUCGUGCGCUGGAAGUGGGCAGUUCUACAGCCUGAGACGGCGGCGCCUUCCUGGGAGCCGCGGGCGCGGCGGGCGCAGCAGGGGCUGCCCGGCCCGUCGGCGAACCACUGAACAACAAGCACACAACACAAUGAGGCACACAAGGAGACCGAUGAGACCUGUCUGUCUGUGAUAUCACCUGGUGGCGACUGCACUUGCAACAGCAGGAGCGCGGGAAGGCUCAGAGGGCUUGGGCGCAGCAGCCUCGGCUGCAGCAGCAGGUGGGUGCACGCCGAGUGCCUUCAUGAUGUCCAUGCCGCCCUCUCGACCGGUCUUAGGCACUUCCUGGGGCUGCUGUGGAUCGAUGGGGGUCUUGGGCGUGAUGGGCGUCACCAGACCCACAGCCACACCUAUACAUACAAGAGACAUACAUAGAGAGAAUGACAGACAAGGCACGCGCGUCGCGUCCAUGUGCGGUGCGAGAGAUGGGUGUGUGUGUGUAUGUGGCGUAUGUGGUGUAUGUGUCGUACCAUUUGGCCCUUGUCUGCCUGGCUUGGCCGCCCACUUGGCUUGAGGUGAAGGACUGGGCACCUUGGCCGACGCACGGCUUGCCGCAUCCCCCCAGCCCAUGGGCGCCCUUUUGGCCGGGUCGACAGGGGAGGCCUUGAAGCUCUUGGGCUCCGUCACGCGAGUGCCGUUGGUGGCGCCGCGGCCGAAACCGUUGGUGGGCGGGCCUGGCGAUUCGCCGUUGUCCUCGGGCGACGCUCCCUUGGGCUCGCUGGCUUGGCCUGUAUGCAGCGAAACGUAUCACACAACACAUGUGUGUGUGUGCGUGUGUGUGUGUGUGUGUGUGUUCUGUGUCGGCCUCGCCCGUCAUCUCAUUUACCUUGGUUCCAUGCGUCAGCAAGCUCAUCUUGAGGCUCAUGGCCGUCGAAGCCCGCCUUGGGACGGAUCAGAGGCUGCAGACCGCCAGGAGGACCAGCCGCAGGCCGCGGGCCGCCAAGAUGCAUACCUGCAGGCACAAACAAACCACAAUGAAUGCACUCACAAUGCACUCAUGGAUGAACACACAUGCACCCCAUCCCAUCCCAUCCCAUCACCCACACGUCGUGUCGUGUGUAUGUGUGUGUGCGUACCUCUGCCAGGCAAGGGAGCGGCUCCCGCGCCUCUGCCUCUGCCGGCGCCGGUCGGUGGCGGCUUGUUGGCUCCGAAUGCGUUCGCAGUGGGAGCGGGGGUGAGGCCGGGGAUGUAGCGCUGCUUGGCGGCCUCCUGCUGCUCCUUCUCCUGCUGCUCCCGCUUGGCCUUGGCUCGCUCUCGCUUGGCGGCCUUGUUCAGGGGCUGCUGCCACUCCUCGUUCUCAUGGCCCUUCUUGUCCUGCAAGAUGUUCCACACCGCCAUCUCGACCUGAGGAGUCAAGGAGAGAGGGAGGGAGAGAGGGAGGGAGAGAGGGAGGGAGGGAUUCAGACAUGCAUAUGAUGAUUCAUGCGGUGAAUGGAGCGUGUGUGCGUGUGUGUGCACGUGCCUGUGCCUGGUCGUAUCCGCAUCUCUUGACGAGGUUCUGUAUGUCCUCAUCGGAGUAGCCAUACGGGUCAAGGAGAGGCUUGACAUUGCCGGCAAUCACCUGGAUGUCCCCCGCACCGCCCUCGCCAGAGCUGCUGCCGUUGGCCUUCUUCCCUCCCCCCUUGUCACCCUUGUCGCCCUUAUCGGCCUUGUCGGCCUUGGUUGACGAUACCGGCUGGUUGCUGGAGCUGCUGCCUCCCUCGUUGACAUCCUCGGCGCUCGCACCAGGUGUCUCAUCUUUGCGCUUGGAUGCGGCAGCUGCCUGCUUCUCCUUUGCCUUGUCGGCGUCGCCGUCCUGCUUGCUCUUCCCUUUCCCUUUACCCGACAUGACCGACCACUGCUUGGCUUGCUGAUCACUCACUGGCCUGGCGAGAGCGCCGCGACGACGGAUGAGACACGACCACAGACAGAUACGCUGGACAGAUUGACGGACUAGACGAAUGAACGGGGAGGCAAGGAGAGCCGGGG
This is a messenger RNA of Vitrella brassicaformis, 6958 nucleotides long. The record is from the annotation of a GenBank genome assembly. NCBI's taxonomy places the organism in Eukaryota, Vitrellaceae.